Messenger RNA from Syngnathus typhle (broad-nosed pipefish), 3011 nucleotides. It is a transcript of the gene stk17b, whose product is annotated as serine/threonine kinase 17b (apoptosis-inducing). Gene Ontology annotation, biological process: protein phosphorylation; intracellular signal transduction; positive regulation of apoptotic process. Gene Ontology annotation, molecular function: protein serine/threonine kinase activity; ATP binding. The record is from RefSeq and is a predicted model, not a curated record. Gene Ontology annotation, cellular component: nucleus. Lineage: Eukaryota; Metazoa; Chordata; Actinopteri; Syngnathiformes; Syngnathidae. The coding region runs from base 403 to 1482 and encodes 359 amino acids. The transcript has 7 exons.
UGAGCAGUGCGCAUGUGCCGAGCAGUGACGCGUCGAGAAAAGUGUCAAACAAGAAGGUCGUUCAAAAAGAAAGACAGGGCAAAGAAGCGGAAAGUCUCCUACAAAGUGCAAUGAAGAGGUCGACUCUUGACGCGCUAAUCGAUGGAGGGACAUGUCGUCGAUGGUCUUUUUUGUAGUCGAGCUCCUCCUCCUCCACGGUUAAGUUGACGAAAUUGAGCGUCGAGCUGAUCUGAGCUGACCGCGGAAGCUAACCGGGCUAGCAUGGAAGUAGCCGGCGGCGGCGGGCGGUCUUAGCUUCGCUUCGUUUCGCUUCGCCUUUUUCGAGAGUCCUCUUCACACCCGCCCAUCGUGUUUCGCGUGCGACCCGCUUCCUUGCGCCGACUGGUGCUGAUCGAGGCGACGAUGUCUCGGAGGCGGCUGGACAGCCGCAGCGGAGCGGCUGCCGGACUGCUGGCCGAAAGUCACACACCGAUCAGCGCGGAGCCUCUGGAUGCCGUGUUCGAAAUUACCGGCGAGCUGGGGAGGGGCAAGUUUGCCGUGGUCAAGCGCUGCGUGGAGAAAGCCACGGGCAAGGUGUUUGCCGCCAAGUUCCUGCGCAAAAGGAGGCGGGGCCGCGACUGCCGGGCCGAGGUGGUCCACGAGAUGGCCGUCCUGGAGACGGCCCGCAGCAACCCCAGGGUGGUCAACCUGCACGCCGCUUACGAAACGGACCACGACAUCGUCCUGGUGCUGGAGUACGCGGCGGGCGGCGAGAUCUUCGACCACUGCGUGUGUGACGAGCUGCUGCCCGAGGCCCAGAUCACCCGUCUGAUCAGGCAGACGCUGGAGGGCGUUCAGCACCUUCACCAGAGCAACCUGGUGCACUUGGACCUCAAGCCUCAGAAUAUCCUCCUGACCAGCCUUUCCCCACCCGGGGACAUCAAAAUUGUCGACUUUGGCCUGGCGCGCAGAUUGGGCGCGGUCGGCGAGUUGCGAGAGAUUCUUGGCACACCUGAGUAUGUGGCACCGGAAGUCCUCAAUUACGAGCCCAUCACGACCUCCACGGAUCUUUGGAGCGUGGGCGUCAUCGCCUACAUGCUGGUGACGGGCGAGUCGCCGUUCGCCGGCGACGACAAGCAGGAGACGUAUCUGAACGUGUCCCAGGUCAACGUGGACUACAGCCUGGAGGCUUUCUCCAGGGUUUCCGAGCUGGCCGUGGACUUCAUCCGAAAGCUGCUGGUCAAAGCGCCCGAGGACCGUCCCAGCGCGGCCGAAUGCAUCGGCCACCCUUGGUUGUGGCAGCCGGCGCCGCCGUCGGCCGGCCCCGAGGCGGCGUCCGCCCGCGGCGCCCGCGAGCGGAGCUGCGGUGGAAAGUGGGCGGCGCCUCCGCCCGAGGACCCCGAAGACAAGGAGAACUUCCUGGAGUCAGCGGCGCCGCUGCACUUCCACGCCAAACGCGUCCGCUUGGAGGAGGAGACGCUUCUCGGAGACGGUGACGUGUGAAAUGGCUUUUACGUAUUUCCAUUUGUUGAUUAACACAAGCCAACGAUAAUCAUCUCACUCCUUGGCCGCCGAGUUAAAGCGGCCCUCUUGUCAGUGCCAGUGGACUUUGUUCUGCGCUUCUCGCCUCUUUUGCCAAAGGACUGGAGCGGCCGGACUGAUGCAAAAAGCACAUUCCCACACUUGAUGGGCCAUUUUGGAAACCCGAAUCUUUGAAUGGCCUUUUUCCCUUCUCAGUGUUCAUCCGAUUCUCAGGUGACGACACGUCGGCGGCCAAACCAGUUCGGCUCUUGUCGUCGUGCGGAAAAGGGAACCCCGGCGACCGGCACUUAACUUCCUCAUUGACGCGGCGGCGGCGGCGCUGCUUUAUGCAUUCACGCAUGUUUUUAAAAUGAAGGCUCUUCUUUGCGUAUAAACAGAAAAGACCCCCCCCCAAAAAAAACCCCAAUCGCUGCUCACUUUUCCUAUUCCUAACGUCAUCCUUACUGAUUUUAUUUAUGCGUUAUUUUAGUGUUUUCAUGUCACUAAUGUGUUUUGGCUAUGUGGAUGGCUGGAGAGUGGUGCCAAACGAAGGCAAUUGAGAAGGAGCAUGUGACGGCAACGUCCAAGCGCUCGUCGCCUUGUGUUAACGUUGAGCUCACAAUGAGGCUGCUUUCUUUGGGGUGGUAGAGGUGACGCAAGUUGUUGUACACAACAGUGCCUUGAGAUAUGAGUGACCUGAGUUUUUUUUGCUAUACAAGCCAUCUUUUGACCUUUUUUUUUUUUCUUUUUCUCACGAGCUCAUGAAGCUUGAGUGGCGGCUCGGCAAACAUUCCUCGCCGGUUCGCUGGCUUCUUCGACAAGGAGGCUUCCGGCUGUUUGAUUUUCAAUUGUACGCUUCAACAAAACCACUUUCAAAGUUUUGUCCUUCAUUCCAGAAAGCUCUUUCUAGCUUAAUGCAAACUGACCUCUUUGGGCUUCUUUUUUCAUUUAAAAAAUAAAUUGGGGGAGGCACCGGAAGGAAUGAUUGACAUUUAGAUUCAUUUGGGUGGGGAAAGAUGAUUUGUUACCAACCUGAUCAUGGAUGGAAUUGAAUUGGAUCCCUGAGCGGCCAAUUCAGGUUGUAUUUCCAAAAUAGUCUUGCGUUUUUCUCUUGAAGUCUUGAUUGUCACUGUCAUGACAAUGGUCUGCUGUUUUGUCCGAUACCUCACGCGCACGUUUGGCCGCAGGUGUUAGUUUCUUUUGGAAUGUUUCCAAUCGAACCCAGGGGCAAGUUGAUUGUGUCCAACUCAGGUUUUGUGAUCAAGCCACACACAAGCUAGUGCACAUUUAGGCUCAUUCAAGCUGAUGGAAAUGUUGCGACUCCUCCCUCCCUCCCUCCCAUAUGCUUGACUUUUGCUUUGAAGACCCGUUAAAAAAACCAAUUGCCAUUUUUUGCAGCCCAAAUGUCCAACCAUGAAAGCAAACGUCAAUCCUGUAUUCAGCGCAACGAUGAAAAUCACUCAUUUUAAGCCAGCAAUGAGCGAAAUGAAUAAAAACAGAGGUUUUAUGCA